Messenger RNA from Symbiodinium sp. CCMP2592, 3381 nucleotides. NCBI's taxonomy places the organism in Eukaryota, Dinophyceae, Suessiales, Symbiodiniaceae. The record is from the annotation of a GenBank genome assembly.
AUGCGGGCGGAAGAAUUCCAGAAGCUGUUGUGGGACAUGAGUUGGCUGCCUGCAUCGGAAGGAUUACGUUCAUGGGAAGCUGCUGCGGCGACUACACAGGCAAGGCAGUUUGCAGAUGUGUUCUCCAGGGUGAGAGUGCGACGGCUGCUGCAAUCGAGUGGGGACCCUGCAGGAGCUGCACAGCAGGUUCAGAACAGCAUCAACACAAACGAGCUGUAUGGGAAAACCGAGGAGAUUGCUGGGAGUAUCUUCAAGGACUCUGGCUGCACCCCCGUCGUCGGCGACAGCAUGAAGAGCAAUGCCACGGCAGGCUGCAACUACUUCAGUGUCUUCGGGAACAAAGCCCACGCUGACCACGAAUAUGCCGCAAACUGCGUGCCGGCAACGACAUGCAAGGAAAACGUGGUUGGCAUGACGCAAGGCAUGAUCGCUCUCUAUGGUGUGGUUAUGCAGAUCUUGCAGCAGAACCUUGGAUCAUUGGCUUGGAUCGGAGAGGGAGACAUGAAGAGCUGCCUCGCAGGAAUGAACAAGGCCAACAUGGGAUCGCUGGAUGGCGUUAUUGUCCACAAGCCGAUCAAGAUCGGGCCCAUCACAGUUGGAAGCGAGAGAGUUCUGGAGUUCGAGGGCAUGAAGAAGCUCGGAGCGGCCGAUACCUUGUCCAAGUGCAAGGAUGAUUCGUCUGUGGGAUACCUCUUCAUCCACAAGAACCUGUACUGGCAGAACGACAAGUCGGCCAUCGACCUUGAGGCCUUCCAGAAGUUCAAGGCAGAUCAGAAGGUGAAGAAGGACGAGGCCAAAAGGCAAAAGGAGGCGGCAGCGGCCGCGAAGGCCGCGGAAGAGAAGGAUGAAGAGGCAGCGAAGGAAGCGCUGGACGAGGCCGGUGCCGAAGCUCCCACCAUUAUUAGCAAGGAGGCCGACAAGGACGCAAUCGCUCAGGCCCAGGAGGCUGGAAAGAUCCAAGGCGAAGUGCAGCUCACCACUGACGGCAAGGCGAAGGCAGAGUCUGUCAUCGUGGAAUGGCGGAAUGCUGCAGGGGAAUGCAGUUACGUUGCCGAGAGUCGGGUGGUGGACUCUGUUCUUUGCCGAUGUUUGGAAGCGCUGGGCGAUUGGUCAUACUGCUUGCUCUAUUUCCAGGCUCUCGGGCAGCAGACCUUGAAGGACCACUGUGAUUACGUCGACGGCCUCAAGGCAGGAAAUCCUCGCUUGGGUGAUCUCCAGUUCAUGGGAAGCUGCUGCGGCGACUACACAGGAGCUGCACAGCAGGUUCAGAACAGCAUCAACACAAACGAGCUGUAUGGGAAAACCGAGGAGAUUGCUGGGAGUAUCUUCAAGGACUCUGGCUGCACCCCCGUCGUCGGCGACAGCAUGAAGAGCAAUGCCACGGCAGGCUGCAACUACUUCAGUGUCUUCGGGAACAAAGCCCACGCUGACCACGAAUAUGCCGCAAACUGCGUGCCGGCAACGACAUGCAAGGAAAACGUGGUUGGCAUGACGCAAGGCAUGAUCGCUCUCUAUGGUGUGGUUAUGCAGAUCUUGCAGCAGAACCUUGGAUCAUUGGCUUGGAUCGGAGAGGGAGACAUGAAGAGCUGCCUCGCAGGAAUGAACAAGGCCAACAUGGGAUCGCUGGAUGGCGUUAUUGUCCACAAGCCGAUCAAGAUCGGGCCCAUCACAGUUGGAAGCGAGAGAGUUCUGGAGUUCGAGGGCAUGAAGAAGCUCGGAGCGGCCGAUACCUUGUCCAAGUGCAAGGAUGAUUCGUCUGUGGGAUACCUCUUCAUCCACAAGAACCUGUACUGGCAGAACGACAAGUCGGCCAUCGACCUUGAGGCCUUCCAGAAGUUCAAGGCAGAUCAGAAGGUGAAGAAGGACGAGGCCAAAAGGCAAAAGGAGGCGGCAGCGGCCGCGAAGGCCGCGGAAGAGAAGGAUGAAGAGGCAGCGAAGGAAGCGCUGGACGAGGCCGGUGCCGAAGCUCCCACCAUUAUUAGCAAGGAGGCCGACAAGGACGCAAUCGCUCAGGCCCAGGAGGCUGGAAAGAUCCAAGGCGAAGUGCAGCUCACCACUGACGGCAAGGCGAAGGCAGAGUCUGUCAUCGUGGAAUGGCGGAAUGCUGCAGGGGAAUGCAGUUACGUUGCCGAGAGUCGGGUGGUGGACUCUGUUCUUUGCCGAUGUUUGGAAGCGCUGGGCGAUUGGUCAUGCUGCUUGCUCUAUUUCCAGGCUCUCGGGCAGCAGACCUUGAAGGACCACUGUGAUUACGUCGACGGCCUCAAGGCAGGAAAUCCUCGCUUGGGUGAUCUCCAGCUGCUCGGUUCAUGGGAAGCUGCUGCGGCGACUACACAGGCAAGGCAGUUUGCAGAUGUGUUCUCCAGGGUGAGAGUGCGACGGCUGCUGCAAUCGAGUGGGGACCCUGCAGGAGCUGCACAGCAGGUUCAGAACAGCAUCAACACAAACGAGCUGUAUGGGAAAACCGAGGAGAUUGCUGGGAGUAUCUUCAAGGACUCUGGCUGCACCCCCGUCGUCGGCGACAGCAUGAAGAGCAAUGCCACGGCAGGCUGCAACUACUUCAGUGUCUUCGGGAACAAAGCCCACGCUGACCACGAAUAUGCCGCAAACUGCGUGCCGGCAACGACAUGCAAGGAAAACGUGGUUGGCAUGACGCAAGGCAUGAUCGCUCUCUAUGGUGUGGUUAUGCAGAUCUUGCAGCAGAACCUUGGAUCAUUGGCUUGGAUCGGAGAGGGAGACAUGAAGAGCUGCCUCGCAGGAAUGAACAAGGCCAACAUGGGAUCGCUGGAUGGCGUUAUUGUCCACAAGCCGAUCAAGAUCGGGCCCAUCACAGUUGGAAGCGAGAGAGUUCUGGAGUUCGAGGGCAUGAAGAAGCUCGGAGCGGCCGAUACCUUGUCCAAGUGCAAGGAUGAUUCGUCUGUGGGAUACCUCUUCAUCCACAAGAACCUGUACUGGCAGAACGACAAGUCGGCCAUCGACCUUGAGGCCUUCCAGAAGUUCAAGGCAGAUCAGAAGGUGAAGAAGGACGAGGCCAAAAGGCAAAAGGAGGCGGCAGCGGCCGCGAAGGCCGCGGAAGAGAAGGAUGAAGAGGCAGCGAAGGAAGCGCUGGACGAGGUGGGUGCCGUACCGGAGCCUGCUAAGGUGAUGCGCGAGGGAGCCAGCGCUGAUGCUGCCAAGGCUGAGGAAUCCAAGCCAAGUGCAAAGCCCAGCAGCGAUGGGAAGGUCGGAAAGAAGCCGGCUUUGCAGACAAAGGCACCGCCGGCUCAGCCAGCCCCGAAGGCAGCGCCGGCACCGAAAGCAGCGCAGCCGGCCCCUGCUCCCAAAGCAGUGCAGCCGCCUCCAGAGGUGCAGAAGAAGCGCCGCCUUUCUGAGAUGAUGAUCUAA